Gymnogyps californianus (California condor) is the source of this 987-nucleotide messenger RNA. Its product is annotated as olfactory receptor 4D1-like. Gene Ontology annotation, molecular function: olfactory receptor activity. Gene Ontology annotation, cellular component: membrane. The record is from RefSeq and is a predicted model, not a curated record. Gene Ontology annotation, biological process: G protein-coupled receptor signaling pathway. The transcript has a single exon. NCBI's taxonomy places the organism in Eukaryota, Metazoa, Chordata, Aves, Accipitriformes, Cathartidae.
AUGGAAUCAAAGAACAUCACCACUACUGUGACAGAAUUUGUCCUGUUGGGCCUGACACAGAGUUGCAAGCUGCAGUGUUGUCUCUAUGUGACCUUCUUUCUCAUCUGUGUGAUAACAUGGCUGGUGAACUUCACCAUCAUUGCAACUGUAGCUGCUGAUCACGAGCUCCACACACCCAUGUACUUCCUCCUGGCCAACUUGGCUUUCCUUGAUGUCAGUGAUUCCACAGUCAAUACUCCCAAACUGCUGUCAGGCCUCCUCACCCAACAUACAAUGAUCUCGUUCAAUGAGUGUUUCCUCCAGACGUUCUUCCAUUUCAUUGCUGGUGUGAUGGCUUUUUUCCUUGUAGGGAUGACAAUUGGUUGGUAUGUGGCCAUCUAUGAGCCACUGCAUUAUGUGUCUAUCAUGAACUGGAACAUGUGCACAGGAUUGGUGUCAAUUGCAUGGUGCAGUGGAUUUGUUCACUCUACUAUACAAACUGGUUUUCUUUUCCAGCUAUCAUUCUGUGGCCCCAGUGUACUGGACAAUUUCUACUGUGAUGUCCCUCAAGUCAUCAAACUGGCCUGCACUGGUACCUGCAUGGCUGAACUACAGAUAGUGUUUAAUAGUGGAGAGAUUCUCAUUAUUCUUUUUGGAAUCUUGAUUAUUUCUUACACUGUCAUCUUGCUGAAGAUAAGGACAUGCACCACAGAAGGGAAAUGAAAAGCCCUGUCUACCUGUGGAACCCAGAUAACCGUUGUGAGCUUAAUAUUCAUCCCCUGCAUCUUCAUCUAUGCUCGGCCUUAUAAGAAAUUAGCUAUGGACAAGGUGGCCUCCAUUGUUUAUACUGUGGUCACUCCAGUGCUAAAACCGAUGAUCUACACACUGAGAAACACUGAGAUGAAGAAGGCCAUCAGGAGAACACUGGGGAAAAUCUUUCUCUCAGGAGGGAUACAGAAGCAAGACCAGCCAGCAGAUCCAACGAGAUCAGAUAUGAUGCAUCCAUGA